AUGAGGUCAACCGUAGCCUCCAGAUUCAAACAGCUGCCACAGAACUCCCCUUUGUCCCAGUUCCUGACGCGACACGAUGACUCCCAGUGUCGUGGUUUCAUAACACGACUAGAUAGAUCGCCACUCGCAACGAAGAGACUCGCUUUUCUUCAAGCGCUCCUCUUGAACGUCGUCGUCCUCACUUUCGUCAUUGUAUUCGCAUGGAUGACGAUCUUCCGAGACAUCCUAUCCCCCUUACCAACACCUUUGCGACUUGCGCUCUGCAUUACUCAAGACCUCCUCAUCGCAUCUGCAAUUCUUGUCCUCAUUCGAUCAACGACGAUUCCUUUCUUCCUUGGAGAAUGUCGCCUUCGUCUCAUGUAUGGUUUCCGCCUCUCCGAAAUCGUCAUCCGCAAGCCACCGACCACAACAUCGAUGCUCAACGAGAGGGUCCCGGAGGAUCAACGGAUGGAGCGUUCUUGGCGAAUGGCAAUCAGGGCGGUCGACCCACGGUUGUUGUACUCGAACGCCAGCGGUAUCCUAUCUACCGAUUAUUGGACGGUCGAGUAUGGCGCCGUUUUCGACGCUAUGCGAAAGAUAGCGGCAUCCGAAUUUGAAGAAGAGGACCUUGAGUUCGCUGUUUGGAAGCAGGACAGUGGCAUUUGGCAUUCAAGUGAGCUAUGGAGGAUGCACGAGAUAAUGUCGGCUCAGCAGGAGGUCGAAAUGUUCAAGAAAUUCCUGACCCGAUCAGGCAAAGAAGGGCUUUUGGCCAUCUGGCAAGAGAUGCUGUCCAGCAAUCCCGGCGAAACGAUCGAACGUUCGGCCUCGCCGAAAGCAUAUCAGGUCAUGGUCGACAAGUUUGCAAGGGAGGGUCUCGACUACGAAACUGUGUGGAGUCAAGUUUCUGAGAAGACACUUUCCCAAUGA
Molecule: messenger RNA, 906 nt
Organism: Cyclocybe aegerita
Lineage: Eukaryota; Fungi; Basidiomycota; Agaricomycetes; Agaricales; Hemipholiotaceae
Source: the annotation of a GenBank genome assembly